Molecule: messenger RNA, 1353 nt
Organism: Aspergillus aculeatus ATCC 16872
Lineage: Eukaryota; Fungi; Ascomycota; Eurotiomycetes; Eurotiales; Aspergillaceae
Product: DNA-(apurinic or apyrimidinic site) lyase APN1
Exons: 5
Biological process (GO): base-excision repair
Cellular component (GO): mitochondrion; nucleus
Molecular function (GO): zinc ion binding; phosphoric diester hydrolase activity; DNA-(apurinic or apyrimidinic site) endonuclease activity
Source: RefSeq, a predicted model, not a curated record
AGUCAAGGCAAGGCAGCCGCCUCCGCCGCCGCCGUCGCAGUCAAGCAGGAAGUGAAGGAAGAGGUUGAGACAACGGUCACUGUGAAGGCACCAACAGAAGACAACGUCAAUUCAGCGAAGGAGGAAGAGGCUGAGGAGAAGGUAUCGAAAACGGUCAAGGUCUCCAGGAAGCAGAAAACCAAAGAAGCCGAGAUGGUGCCCUUGAGAGCUCGGACCCAGGGAUUGCGCAUGCUUGUCGGCGCGCAUGUCAGCGCAGCCAAAGGCGUUUUCAACUCGGUGAACAACAGCAUGCACAUAGGAGGAAACGCAUUUGCUCUCUUCCUCAAGUCGCAAAGGAAAUGGGACAAUCCACCCCUUCAGGAUGACCAUCGAGAUCAAUUCCGCGCCAUGUGUAAAGAGCACGAGUAUGAUGCAGCAAAACACAUCCUUCCGCACGGCUCUUAUCUUGUGAACCUGGCUCAAGAAGACAAAGCCAAAGCCAAGCAAGCCUACGACUCCUUCCUCGACGAUCUCCGUCGGUGCGAAGCUCUGGGCAUCCAACUAUACAACUUCCAUCCCGGCUCUGCCAACUCUACCCCACACGCCAGUGCUAUCACCCGACUAGCCUCCGCUCUCACCUCCGCCCUCCGCGCCACCACGACCGUGACCCCGGUCCUCGAAACCAUGUGUGGCCACGGCAGCACGAUCGGUGGCUCCCUUUCGGAAUUCAAGGAUCUGCUCGCCCAGAUCCCUGCUGACUUGCACCCGCGAAUUGGCAUCUGCAUCGACACCUGCCACAGUUUCGCGGCGGGCUACGACCUUGUCAGCCCCACCGGCUUCGCGGCCUUUAUGCAGGAAUUCGAGGACUUGAUUGGCAUCCAACAUCUCCGGGCCCUCCACCUUAACGACUCGAAAGCGCCCCGCGGUAGUAAACGGGAUCUGCACGCGAACAUUGGGACGGGAUUCCUGGGACUACGUGCAUUUCAUAAUGUUAUGAAUGAGAAGCGAUUCGAGGGGGUGCCUAUGAUCCUGGAGACGCCGAUCGACCGGCCAGAAGCCAAAACCGCAACGAAGGAUGAGGGCGGGGAGGAUGGGGAGGCUGGGCAGGCGAAGGGCAAGAAGAAGGCCCCAAAGAAACCAGCCGCGGCUGCGGGGAAGCUGGUCGCCGAUCCCAGUGUCUGGGCGAAGGAGAUUGAGCUUCUCGAGUCUUUGAUCGGCAUGGAUCCGGAGGGAGAGGAGUUCCGAGCUCUGGAAGCGAGAUUGGCGGACGAGGGGAAGGAGAUGCGGGAAGAGCAGAUGGAGCAGUAUAUGCGGAAGCUGGAGGCGGACGAGAAGAAGGCAGCCAAGGGAUCGGGCGCGAAGAAGGGACAGAAG